AUGCGACGACUUUUGUGUUCUGCUGGAAUCGUAUCACGCCCCUCGGCUCUCAAAUCCACUCCGGGUCAUCAAAGAGCUUUUUCCCAGGGUCAGAUACUCGAUGGACCCAAUUCGGGAGGUUUGACACGUAGCGGUCACAGUCGAUCUUUUCAAACCGGGACACAAACGACAAGCGUCCCGUUCGGAGUCGAUAUACACCCUUCGACAGGGAGACAAUACGAGAGUGAUCCCAGUGAUAAUAAGCAACGCAUCGUCGUUCCUAAUCAUUUAGUGUCGAGUGCAACGAAAAAAAGUGAUCAUCCGAAUUCGCGGUGGGCCAACAAUUACGUUUGUACGACAAAGUACACGUUGUUGUCCUUCAUACCGAAAAACCUUUUUGAACAGUUUCAUCGCGUCGCAAAUUUAUAUUUCAUAUUCAUAGUUCUACUUAAUUGGUUCCCGGCCAUAAAUGCAUUUGGAAAAGAAAUAUCGGUUAUACCCGUUUUAUUCGUUCUCGGCGUGACCGCCAUAAAGGAUUUAUUCGAAGACAGGAGGAGACACAUAAGUGAUAACAGGAUAAAUAAUUCAACAUGUAGAAUAUACGACGGGCAACAGGGUAGAUAUAAAAAAGUUUUAUGGAAACAAGUCCGGGUGGGUGACGUCAUACACUUGUCGAACAAUGAGCUCAUACCGGCCGACGUUCUCUUGUUGAGAUCAUCGGAACCUCACGGUUUGUGUUACAUAGAUACCUGCAAUUUGGACGGGGAAACAAAUUUGAAACAGAGAACGGUUGUACGAGGUUUCGUAGAAAAGCAAAAUGUUUUCGAUCCUAAAGAAUUUGAUUGUCUCGUCGAAGUGGAUGCUCCGAGUACGAAAAUAUAUAAAUUUCACGGGUGUUUAAUGCAUCCUACGGGAGAAAAAGUGCCUUUGACCACUGAUAAUCUUUUGUUGAGAGAAUGCAUCCUUAAAAAUACGGAUUUUAUUGAGGGAAUCGUAGUUUAUGCUGGACAUGAAACUAAGGCUCUGCUCAACAAUGGCGGACCGAGAUACAAAAGAAGUGGAAUCGAACGUCAAAUGAACCGAGAUAUUAUUUGGUGCGUUUUGAUUCUUUUGGUGCUUUGCGUUGUCGGUGCUAUAGGAUGUAGAAUGUGGCUUUUUUCAUAUGAACCUUCAGUGCCUUUCAUUCCUUUGGCUCAGGAACCCAAUUACGAAGGAUUUUUAACAUUUUUCACUUUUGUUAUUAUCCUUCAGGUUAUGAUUCCACUAUCUUUAUACGUUUCAGUAGAAAUGACCAAAUUACUUCAGGUGUAUCACAUUCACAAUGAUUUGUCUUUUUUUGAUCCAGAAACUAAAAAAAGAAUCGAAUGUCGAGCUCUUAAUAUAACAGAGGAACUCGGUCAAGUCGAAUACAUAUUUUCUGACAAAACGGGGACUCUUACGGAAAACAAAAUGAUAUUCAGGCGGUGCACGGCAAACGGAGUCGAUUACAAUCACGUUUCCCCCUCGAACGAACAGAGAUCGAAAACGAGGCCAGGUGCACCCAUGCCCGUUAUCGUUAAUUCUAAAUUGAAAGAAGACUUAUCGUAUAUUUACAAAGUGCAAGAACUCGCGGGAAAAUUGAAACAUUCGCAAGUUUUACAAGAACUUUUCAUAAUUUUGGCCAUUUGUAAUACGGUGGUCGUAUCGAAACAUCCUCAUCACGACGUUAUGAAUUCAAGUGGAAUAAUCGAAGGGACUCCUAAUUUCGGAAAACCUCCUCCUCCUCCUCCUCCGCGGAAAAUAUUCGAAACAAUCAAAUCCGAUUCCUCGUCCGUUCGUUUAAGAAAUUUAAAACAUUUUCCACUACACAAAUCGAAAUCCCUUGAAAAUGAUAAAAAUAACGAAAAAUACUCCAGACUGUGCGAAUCUCGCAGCGUGACUCCUUCGCCGCCGCCGCCGCUCUCGCUCCCGCUCCCCCUUCCCGCCGCUCCCAAGGUACCAGUAUUAAAAAUUCAAAAAAGCAAUGGGAAUUUCGGGAAAAAUCCCGGAAGUUUAUCGCCGAUCCCGGAUAGGUCGCCCGUCGACGAACCCGACGUCGUCGUCAAAUCGGAACGUCCGAAAUUAUUAAACCUUCAAGGAUUACUCCUGAUUGGGAAAAAGCAGCCGAAAGGUAAUUUUAUUUGUCGUUCUAAAACUCCAUCACCGAGUGAUAUAAAACCGAUAUUCGAAGCCGAAAGUCCCGACGAAUUAGCUUUGGUCGAAGCUGCCCACACGUACGACUGCAGACUACUCAAGAGGACUCCUUUGUCCGCAACCGUUUUCGUUCCAGGAGAAGGAUUGGUCGAGUACGAAAUUCUCAAAGUUCUCCCAUUUGAUAACAUAAGGAAAAUGAUGUCCGUCAUUGUGAGGCAUCCGCGUACCAAAGAAAUAAUUCUUUACAGCAAAGGAGCGGAUUCAUCUAUUUUCGGUAGUUUGGGAUUAACAGACAACGUGGACGCACAACAAAUAAUAUUCAGAACUCAACAGCAAAUAAAUUCAUACGCGAGACAAGGUCUUAGAGUUCUUGUCAUGGCCAAAAAAUUACUGACUGAACCCGAAUUCAAUAACUGGCUCAAAGCUCACAAAGAAGUCGAACUUCAUCGGGAAAAUAGAGAAAAACUCAUGGAAAGUUAUAGUCUAAUGGAAACCAAUUUAACUUUAGUCGGUGCAACGGGAACCGAAGACAGGUUACAAGAUGGAGUUCCGGAAUGUAUAGCUCAGUUGAUGUCGGCUGGAAUCAUAGUUUGGGUUUUAACGGGAGACCAACCGGAAACGGCCAUAAAUAUCGCAUAUUCCGCCAAAUUGUUUUCUCCUCAAAUGGAAAUAUUGAAAUUAUCGGCGAGAAGUAAAUCCGCGGCCGAAUCCGAUAUAAAAUUUUAUCUUUCGGAUAUCAAAGGAAACAAUCCACCGACCAAUAAACUGCCGGCUGAACCUUACAGGUCGAAUAAGAAAAGAGCUUUGGUCGUAGAUGGAAAAACGUUAACAUUCAUACUCGAUUCGAAAUCGAAACUUCAAAAACCAUUUCUCGAACUCACGAGCCUUUGUUCGAGCGUACUCUGUUGCAGGGCGACACCUUUACAAAAAGCUUACAUCGUCAAAAUAGUGAAAGAAAUUUUACAGAAAAAGACUUUAGCCAUAGGCGAUGGUGCCAACGACGUGUCAAUGAUUCAAACAGCUGAUGUUGGAGUCGGAAUUUCGGGUCAGGAAGGAAUGCAAGCCAUUAUGGCGUCGGAUUACGCACUUUGUAAAUUUAAAUUUUUAGAAAAGUUCCUCCUCGUGCACGGUCACUGGUGCUACGACAGAAUAGCAAGAAUGGUUCUUUAUUUUUUUUAUAAAAACGCCACAUUUGUGUUCCUUAUUUUUUGGUUUCAAUUAUACUGCGGAUAUUCGGCACAAGUAAUGAUAGAUCAGAUGUAUUUAAUGCUUUAUAAUCUUCUUUUUACGUCUCUGCCACCCUUGGCCAUAGGUGUCUACGAGAAAGAUGCACCCGAAGAAUUACUUUUGGCAAAUCCAUCUCUUUACGCUCAGGGUCGUUUGGCUUUAGUCUACCAGCCUCAUUCUUUCUGGAUAAGCAUGGCCGAUUCUCUGUAUCAGUCCAUUGUUAUAUUUUUCAUCACUCUCGGCGCAUAUCACGAUUCGGACGUGGGUUUGUGGGAAUUCGGCACGACGAUCACUACGGCAUGUUUGUUUAUUAUGUUGGCUCACGUUGCCAUAGAAACGAAAUCAUGGACCAUCAUCCACGUCAUAUCCAUUCUCGCGUCCAUUCUUUUGUAUUUUUCAUUUUCUUUGCUCUACAAUGGAUUUUGCGAUGAUUGUUUAGGACUUCCUAGUAAUUAUUGGGUCAUGCAAAUGAUGAUAAACAGUCCUAUUUUUUGGCUCGUCGUGGUUUUAUCAAUCGUUUUAGCCCUUUUACCGCGAUUUUUGUAUAAUUGUUACGCAAGAUGGUUGUCGCCGCACGACGUGGCAAGAGCCGUUAGAGAUAGGAAAACGCACGUUGCGAGGGGUGAAGAAUUUUUAGCAUCGUGGUCAAGAUCGACAUCGACAUCUUCGAUUUACAGAACGAUUGAUACUAAUUUAAAAGUAACUCCUAAUAACGCAUUAACUUCAGUGGGAUGA
Molecule: messenger RNA, 4113 nt
Organism: Pediculus humanus corporis (human body louse)
Lineage: Eukaryota; Metazoa; Arthropoda; Insecta; Psocodea; Pediculidae
Product: phospholipid-transporting ATPase, putative
Exons: 26
Coding region: 1-4113 (1370 amino acids)
Biological process (GO): phospholipid translocation
Cellular component (GO): plasma membrane
Molecular function (GO): ATP binding; magnesium ion binding; ATPase-coupled intramembrane lipid carrier activity
Source: RefSeq, a predicted model, not a curated record